Molecule: messenger RNA, 2067 nt
Organism: Penicillium malachiteum
Lineage: Eukaryota; Fungi; Ascomycota; Eurotiomycetes; Eurotiales; Aspergillaceae
Product: transketolase family protein
Exons: 4
Coding region: 1-2067 (688 amino acids)
Biological process (GO): pentose-phosphate shunt
Cellular component (GO): cytosol
Molecular function (GO): transketolase activity
Source: RefSeq, a predicted model, not a curated record
AUGGUGUUUUCGGAAGUCGAUCGUCUUGCGAUCAACACAAUUCGCACCCUCGCCAUCGAUGCAAGCUGCAAAGCAAACUCAGGUCACCCAGGAGCCCCGAUGGGCAUGGCACCUGCAGCUCACGUCCUUUUCAACAAAUUCAUGUCAUUCAACCCCCAGAAUCCUAACUGGGCUAACAGAGACCGCUUUGUGCUUUCGAAUGGCCAUGGCUGUAUGCUUCAGUAUGCACUCCUCCAUCUGUAUGGAUAUGAUCUGAGCAUCGACGAUCUCAAGAAUUUUCGACAACUUCAUAGCAAGACGCCAGGACACCCAGAGUCGCACGAAACCCCCGGCAUUGAAGUCACAACAGGUCCCCUGGGCCAGGGAUUUGCUAAUGCUGUGGGUCUCGCAAUCGCCCAAGCGCAUCUGGCAAGUGUUUUCAAUAAACCUGGAUUCGACUUGAUCACCAAUCGCACUUUUUGCUUCUUCGGUGAUGGUUGCGCCAUGGAAGGAAUCGCCAGCGAGGCAGCUUCGCUUGCAGGACACUUGAAACUCCAGAAUCUGAUCUGCAUUUAUGACGACAACAAAAUUUCCAUUGAUGGCGACAUAAAAUGUACAUUUACCGAGGAUGUGCAAAAGCGGUUCGAGGCAUACGGAUGGCACGUUGAAGUUGUGGCCGAUGGAGACAACGAUCUGGUCGCGAUCGAGAAAGCAAUUGCUGACUGUAUUGCUGUCACCGAUAGACCAUCGAUGAUAAAGGUAGCCACCACCAUUGGACUGGGAUCUCAGCUUCAGGGAACGAGCAGUGUUCACGGAAAUCCACUCAAACCGGAUGAUGUUCAAGAAGUGAAGAAACGAUUUGGAUUCGAUCCUAGUCAGACAUUUGCGGUUCCACAACAAGUCUAUGACUAUUACGGACAGCAUGCAAACGAUGACAAAAGCAAAGAAAAUGAGUGGAACGAGCAGCUGAAGAGAUAUGCCAAGGAAUACCCAGCAGAGCAUACCGAGUUUAUUCGACGAUUUGAAGGCCGACUUAUAGACGAUCUUGAGGCUCAGCUUCCAAUUUACACAGCCCAAGAUGCAGCAAUUGCCUCUAGAAAGCUCUCGGAGACAGUCCUGGAGAAAAUACACGGUAGUGUUCCAGAGCUUUUGUCGGGGUCUGCAGACCUCACAAGUUCCAACAACACACGCUGGAAAAAUGCCGUCGAUUUCCAACCACCUCAAUACGGUAUCGGAGACUGGUCUGGUCGGUUCCUUCGCUAUGGAGUCCAUGAAUAUGCCAUGGCUGCUAUUAUGAACGGCCUAGCAGCAUAUGGAAUGGUAAUUCCACUGAGUGGCGGGUUUCUCAAUUUCGUGUCUUACAGUGCGCCUGCUAUUCGCCUUGCAGCGCUCAGUAAGCUACAAGUGAUUCACAUCGCCACUCAUGAUUCUAUUGCACUUGGCCAAGACGGUCCAACCCAUCAACCCAUUGAAGUUCUUAGUCACUUCCGUGCUCUGCCAAAUUGCAUGGUUUGGCGCCCUGCGGAUGGGAAUGAAACAAAUGCUGCGUACCUCGUCGCGCUCCAGACCAAGGGAACACCCAGCAUUCUUGCCCUUACUCGUCAAAAUCUACCACAGCUCGAGGGAUCCUCAAUCCAAAAAGCAAUCAUGGGUGGCUAUGUUCGUGAAUCGCAAAAUGCUGCCAUAACUCUUGUUUCCACUGGAUCCGAGGUUGGAGUUUGUCUUCAAGCUGUUUCUCAUCUGGAGAAACAAGGCGUGCCAGCUCGAGUGGUAUCGAUCCCUUGUUUUGAAGUAUUUGAUCAGCAGGAUGAAUCCUACCGUCUCCAGGUACUUCCUGACGAUGUCCCUAUUCUUUCGGUUGAGGCUGCGUCUACUGUUGGCUGGGAGCGCUAUUCUCACCAACAGUUUGGUAUUAACCGAUUUGGAGCUUCGGCUCCUCCUGAUGAGUUGUUCAAGAUGUUUGAGUUGACACCGGAGGGAAUUUCCAAACGAGCCCUUGCAACCAUCUCAUUUUACGGAGGAACAUCUACAGUCAAGAAGCAGACUGUGAUCUCCCCUAUUCGACGGGCAUUUCCUCAGAUUGUAUAA